AUGUCAUCUUUGGCUGUGCAGAUUGUAGAUGCUCCUCAGUACAGUUUGCACUGCAGCCACGGCAACGGACCCACGGACACCAUCACCCCCAUCCCAUUCUCCAGGCACCUCAUGGUAUCUGCCUUUAAGGACCACAGACUGGGCGGGGCCAUCAGGGUGAUCAGCAUCAUCUGCAGGCAGGAGCUGCAGCCGCUCUACUGUGUCCUAUGCGCUAACGCUAAGGCUGAUGCUAACGUUGAUGCUAAGGCUGAUGGGGCUCCGGGUCAGUGCACAUCUUUCCAGGCAAAAGUUCACCAGCACAGCGAUGACUUCGGCUUUCCUUUUGUGACUUCAGACGUGUUGUGCCUGAGUCCAGCGUUGCAGCAAGCCACACGUGUCAGCAUAACAGCUAACCCAUACGCCUUUCACAAUUUGACAUUUUUAUCGAUCCAAAACCAGGAGGUCAAGGAAUCGUUUAAGUACAACUUUACUGUAUGCAUAUCUAACCUUUUUGGGGUGUACAAUAAUGCCCUCCAAUUUGCACAAACCAUGGAGGUGUACAAGCUUAUAGGGGUUCAGAGGGUUGUCAUCUACAACACCAGCUGUGGACCAGACGUUGAGAAAAUUCUCAAGUACUACAGUAAAGAGGGUAUGCUGGAGGUUGUGCCUUGGCCAAUAGACAAGUUCCUUAAGCCAUCUACUGGCUGGAGUUAUGACUUACACCAUGGGGACAUUCAUUAUUAUGGACAGCUGACCACUCUGAAUGAAUGCAUAUACAGAUACAUGUACCAGUCAAAGUACCUUCUGAUGAAUGACAUUGAUGAGAUCAUUAUGCCUUACAAGCAUGCCAACCUGGAGAACUUAAUGGGCAUUUUACAGCAGCAGCGUCCCAACGCAGGGGUCUUCAAGAUCGAGAACCACAUUUUCCCCAAAACGCAGUUCGAUGACAGCGGCCGAUUUCGCCUGCCUCGGUGGAGGAGUGUGCCUGGUGUGAACAUCCUGGAGCAUGUCUACCGAGAGCCGGACAGGAAGCACGUUUUUAACCCCACAAAGGUGCUCAUCAACCCCCGGAGCGUGGAGCAGACUUCAGUACACACCACACUGAAGCAGUUCGGACUCGUCUUUAACGUCCCGUUCGAUGUAUGCCGCAUCAUCCAUGUCAGGGUGCCACUGCAAGGACAACUCUCCAAAGACCAGCUGUUCGUCGACAAGAAACUCUGGGAAUUUGAGAAGCUUUUGAUUCCCAGUAUCGAUCGCGCACUGAAUGAAUCAGGUGUGUUGUGAAAUACUGAUGCUUCCUACGGUGACAAAGCCGUUUGGUAACGCUGUAUAUCUUUUUGUUUUGCCUCACAUGCAGCAAAA
This is a messenger RNA of Clupea harengus (Atlantic herring), 1341 nucleotides long. RefSeq lists its product as uncharacterized. The record is from RefSeq and is a predicted model, not a curated record. NCBI's taxonomy places the organism in Eukaryota, Metazoa, Chordata, Actinopteri, Clupeiformes, Clupeidae. The transcript is spliced from 2 exons. The coding region runs from base 1 to 1263 and encodes 420 amino acids.